Pocillopora meandrina is the source of this 1963-nucleotide messenger RNA. NCBI's taxonomy places the organism in Eukaryota, Metazoa, Cnidaria, Anthozoa, Scleractinia, Pocilloporidae. The record is from the annotation of a GenBank genome assembly.
AUGGACGACCUGUUAGAACGUUUUAUCUGGAAGAGUGGGAAUGGUGGCGAGACACUGCAAUUGGACCAGGUCGGUGUAGAAGUUGGACUUUAAGUAUUUCCAAACCCUGAUCCAAAAACCUACCUACUGAGCCAAAACCUAUCGAAGAGCGCUGUUCUUUAGAAGUGCUUCUGUUGAGUUAAUGGAUUCUUGAACAUCCUCUGCCAAAAAAGAGUGGAGUAGACCCCAUAGCUUUCUUAGCUAAACUCAGAGCAAUCUGAGCAGUUAUUCGUUCACAUGUCAGUUUUGUACGCUGAAAAUGCGAGGAACAGGGUGGUAGUUUCUUGAGAUGGUUUGAAAGAGUUGAUAGAUGGCCUAGCAUGAAUUAAAUAGAAUUUUGAAACGCACUAUAAUUGAUGUAAGAUGAUGAAUAGAAUACUUUUGAUGAAAUCUUUACUUUUAUUUUUAGUUGAUGCUUACUGUAGUUUUCGAGUUUUUCUUUGAAAGUUAAUAUUUUUACAUAUUUUUAUUUGGUUUAAGAUUUCCAGUCUCUCCCAAAAAUGGCCUCACCUGCAGGAAGAUCUGAUCAUAAAGUGCCUUGGGGACAAUGAUGUUACUGCACGGACGUUGGUAAGUAAUCUGACGAUGUUUUUUGCAAUUAUAUCCAACUUCAACUGACCAUACGUAUUAACCAUUUUAGCUUUUAACUUCAUUGACUACAGAUUUGUUUCCUUUGAAUUUGCCCUGCCAUGUCUUAAUGUUCAUUAUACGCAUUACUGCAUUUUGAAAUUGCUGUUAGUGGUUAAUGCUUUCAAUCUUUACUUAAUCCAAUUUCAGUCAAGAAGGAUGAAAUACUUCGAAGGCUUUUGCAACACCCUGGAAAGCCCAGAAGUGGAAAUGAUGCAGCAAAUAUUCAAUGAAAGAUCUGUAUUGUUUCUUGGAUUUGAUCCCGAGCGCCCGGAAUACAAGAACUUCUUUGAAAAGUUUGCUGUUCACUCAAAGGUUCUUCCUUUUUUUAAUAUACAUACGUGUUUUAAUAAUUGUAUUGCACCGUUGGGAUUUUCUAUUGCGCUUUUCUUGUUUUCAUAGAGAGUCAUUUAGAGUUUAUAACUGAUACAAGUAUCUUUUUUCGGUCUUUUGACAGAUGAAGCAUUAUACUUUCGAGACUUCCAAUGACUCAGAUCUUGAUAAAAAGGGAAAUCUUCUGGCUUUAAAGGCAAACAUACAGCUUUGGGAAUUCGUACAGUUCUUAAGUACAGGAGAAAUUAUAGAAGAAAUAAAAGAAGGAAAGGUAAGCUGCAAAUGUGUCGGUUCCCCACUCAGUUAUUCGCUCUUUAGCACACUCACUCCCCCUCACUCCCCCUCACUCACCCGCUCACUCACCCCCUCACUCACUCAUCCCCUCACUCACUCACUCACUCACUCACCCCUUCACUCACUCACUCCCGACGGAUUGACGGAGAUCAAAGUCCGGGUCUUUGGUUCAAGGCUAAAACUUGUUCAAGCCUAGGACUCUUUUGAACAUCUUAGCGGAAAAAAUGUGUCUUUUGGUAAUGAUUAGACUGAUUAACGUUGCAAAAGUUUAUCCCAUCAAGUCACGAAUAUCUUGUCUCACGUGAAAUUGUGACAUCAAUGGCACUUUUGGCAGAUAUUCUGCUCCUUCUCCGAUGUACCAAAUGACAAAGCAACAGUAACCCCAAUCUUAACGAACUUCCUCCUCUGAGGAAGUUGUCAAAGUCUUCAACUGUAUCAAUAACUUUUUCUAAAUGAAAUUUCCGUAACAUAGAAAUAUGAAAGAUCUUACCUGCGGAUCCAAAGGGAAGAUUACCUUAGGCAACAGCUUGCACUAGAAAACAUGGCCUCGGAGAUAAUAUUUCACACGAUGAGCAUGACAAAUGCAUUGUCGCCUGACGAGUACUACGAGCAGAUGUCUCGUCCCACCAUCCAAGACAUAUUCUCUAAAAACCCCUUUGGUAAGUUGAUG